AUGGGCCCCUGUACCGCUUCCUCAUGCUGCUGCCAGGCCCCUAAUCUGCCAUGGGCCCCUGUACCGCCUCCUCAUGCUGCUGCCAGGCCCCUAAUCUGCCAUGGGCCCCUAUAUACCGCCUCUUCAUGCUGCUGCCAGGUCCAGAGUCUCUCAUGGGUACCUGUACGGCCUCCCAUUGCUGCUGUCUCUAUCGCCACACUCUGCCAUGUGCCACUUUCAGGUCUCCUCACACUCCUGCUGGUUUCCAUUUUGUCAUAGGUUGCUGGCAGAUUACAGGCCUCCCAUAGGUGCUGCCAGGCCCCAAAUCUGCCAUGGGCCCCCGUACCGCCUCGUCACGCUGCUGCUGGGUCCACAGUGUGACAUGGGUCCCUGUACCGCCUCCCAUUGCUCCCACUCUGCCAUGUGCCACUUUGAGGUCUCCUCACACUCCUGCUGGUUUCCAUUUUGUCAUAGGUUGCUGUAUGGCCUCCCAUUGCUGCUGCCUCCACCGCCA
This is a messenger RNA of Staurois parvus, 493 nucleotides long. The record is from the annotation of a GenBank genome assembly. NCBI's taxonomy places the organism in Eukaryota, Metazoa, Chordata, Amphibia, Anura, Ranidae.